Bombina bombina (fire-bellied toad) is the source of this 2241-nucleotide messenger RNA. Its product is annotated as gastrula zinc finger protein XlCGF26.1. Gene Ontology annotation, molecular function: DNA-binding transcription factor activity, RNA polymerase II-specific; RNA polymerase II cis-regulatory region sequence-specific DNA binding. The coding region runs from base 297 to 2096 and encodes 599 amino acids. Gene Ontology annotation, biological process: regulation of transcription by RNA polymerase II. The transcript has 7 exons. The record is from RefSeq and is a predicted model, not a curated record. NCBI's taxonomy places the organism in Eukaryota, Metazoa, Chordata, Amphibia, Anura, Bombinatoridae.
AGCCGAAGUCCCUAAAUUCUACAGGGGAAACAUUUAUGAUACAACACCGGUUAAAGGACAGAAGAGGUGAGGUCACUGCAGUCACGUGGCUUCUGUGAGUUCACUGGUCCUUUUGCGGCAAGGGAUCUAGCUGCUACUCGGGGAUAAAGUACUGGAACUUCUGGAAGGAAGCUGUGUGUGUGAGGCAGAGGCUCCUGUUACUGUGAAGAUCACGUACAAUAGACGUCACUGUGUUUGCCAGUAAAGGGGAAACAUUAUAAGAAUAUCUGACAAAUUCAGUUGUGCUGAACAAGACAAUGUCUGACAAGAACCAAACCUCAGACCUUCCUGAUGCACACAGAGGGCGUCUAGAGGAAAACCCGGGCACUGGGCUAUUAAAUGUGAAGGAAGAGGAUGCGACAGAUGACAUGAAUAGUCAUCAGACUGAAAUAUAUUGCUCCCUUCCUGCCGAUGAAGAUAACACUGAUAUAGUGAAAGUUGAGAUAACAGAAGAUCUGUGUGUGAGGCAUCAGCUGGAAGCACCAGAUGAGGAAACCAGUGACAGCAUCAGCCCAGGCCGUAUGGAUGUGACGCCUUUAGAGGGCUCAGCGGUUGAGCUCAGAGGAGAACCGUAUUUGUGUGAUCACAUAAAGACUGAGGAGGAUGAAGUUCCUAUCAAUACGGCUACAGGUGAUGUUAAGACUGAAGUCACAAUUAAUGCUGAACAGACUGAUGAUCUGGAAGCUCUGAAGCAGGAAAUCAGUGACAAUAUCAGUACAGAUGAAUUUACAAAUUGCAGUAAUCAUAGUCCUAGCCAUGGUGAAAAUACAGAUACUUGUUUCAAUCUUCAAAAUCAAAGAAAUAUGGAAAAUUUAUGUUCUGAAUAUGGGAAAUGUUUUACCAGAAAACCAAAUGUUUUAAGACAUCAGAAAAUUCGAACAGGAGAGAAAGCAUUUUCUUGUUCUGAAUGUGAGACGUGGUUUACUGUGAAAUCAAAUUUUAUUAGACAUCAGAAAAUUCAUACAGGAGAGGAAGCAUUUUCAUGUUCUGAAUGUGGGAAAUGUUUUACUGAAAAAUCCCAUCUUAUUACACAUCAGAAAAUUCAUACAGGAGAGAAAGCAUUUUCAUGUUCUGAAUGUGGAAAAUGUUUUACUAAAAAAUCCCAUCUUAUUACACAUCAGAAAAUUCAUACGGGAGAGAAAGCAUUUUCAUGUUCUGAAUGUGGGAAAUGUUUUCGCCAGAAAUCACAUCUUCUUGGACAUCAGAAAAUUCAUACAGGCGAGAAAGCAUUUUCAUGUUCUGAAUGUGGGAAAUGUUUUACUGAAAAAUCAACUCUUAUUACACAUCAGAAAAAUCAUACAGGAGAGAAAGCAUUUCCAUGUUUUGAAUGUGGGAAAUGUUUUACUACAAAAUCAGAUCUUAUUAGACAUCAGAAAUUUCAUACAGGAGAGAAAGCAUUUUCAUGUUCUGAAUGUGGGAAAUGUUUUACUACAAAAUCAGAUCUUAUUAGACAUCAGAAAAUUCAUACAGGAGAGAAAGCAUUUUCAUGUUCUGAAUGUGGGAAAUGUUUUAUUAAAAAAUCAGAUCUUAUUAGACAUCAGAAAAUUCAUACAGGAGAGAAAGCAUUUUCAUGUUCUGAAUGUGGGAAAUGUUUUACUCAAAAAUCAACUCUUAUUACACAUCAGAAAAUUCAUACAGGAGAGAAAGCAUUUUCAUGUUCUGAAUGUGGGAAAUGUUUUACUGAAAAAUCAACUCUUAUUACACAUCAGAAAAUUCGUACAGGAGAGAAAGCAUUUUCAUGUUCUGAAUGUUGGAAAUGUUUUACUGAAAAAUCAACUCUUAUUACACAGAAAAUUCAUACAGGAGAGAAAGCAUUUUCAUGUUUGCAAUGUGGGAAAUGUUUUAGGCAGAAAUCACAUCUUCUUGGACAUCAGAAAAUUCAUACAGGAGAGAAACCAUUUUCAUGUUUGCAAUGUGGGAAAUGUUUUAGGCAGAAAUCACAUCUUCUUGGACAUCAGAAAAUUCAUACAGGAGAGAAACCAUUUUCAUGUUUGCAAUGUGGGAAAUGUUUUAGGCAGAAAUCCCAUCUUCUUGGACAUCAGAAAAUUCAUACAUGAGAGAAAGCAUUUGCAUGUGUUGAAUGUGGGGUACGUUUUACUCUAAAAUCACAUUUUACUACACAUCAGACAAAGCAUUUUCAUGUUCUGAAUGUGAGAAGUGUUUUACUGACAAAUCAACUCUUAUUAAACAUCAGAGAAUUCA